Molecule: messenger RNA, 2502 nt
Organism: Spodoptera litura
Lineage: Eukaryota; Metazoa; Arthropoda; Insecta; Lepidoptera; Noctuidae
Gene: mus81
Product: mus81 structure-specific endonuclease subunit
Biological process (GO): double-strand break repair via break-induced replication; DNA catabolic process; mitotic intra-S DNA damage checkpoint signaling
Cellular component (GO): nucleus; Holliday junction resolvase complex
Molecular function (GO): DNA binding; crossover junction DNA endonuclease activity; 3'-flap endonuclease activity
Source: RefSeq, a predicted model, not a curated record
GUCAGGCAAAUGUCAUGUGCAUACGUAAAUCAUUCAUUCCAGUUAUAGUGUAUAAUCUAUGAUCAUUCAUUCAUAUUGUUCAUUCAUUGGGCCUCGGCCUAUUAACUUGUAAAUAUUAUGAUUUUUAAAUGAAGACAAGAAUUUUCUAAACUAAUAAUCAUUAUUUGGAGUUCUGAGUAUUGGUAAUUAGUUAUUUAUUAUAGUUUCAAUAUGCCACUCAACGCUAUAGCGAUGAAUAAAAAAGUAUCUUGUAAAAGGGUAAGACCUAAUGCUCGUUUUGAAGACUGGUUAUUACAUUUGUGUGCUGAAGCGAAAGCAAAGAAAAGCCACUUUGAACCAAUGCUCAAAGAGGCAGCAGAAUCUCUAGCAAAAUAUCCGCUACCACUGAAGACGGCAUCUGAGUGUAUAAUACUCAAAGGAUUUAACAAAAAACUAUGUUUAUAUCUUGACAAAUGUUUAACUUCUUUUAAUGAGAAAGCCUUGUCUAAUAAUUGUGAGAACAGAGGUCGUGGAGAACCAAGCCACUCUGCCAGGUCUACAACAAUAUCUCCAAUCCCAUCUAGUCAGCAUGUUACCAGAAGUAUCAGUAAUAGUCCUCUCUCAGAAAGUUUCCCAAAUCUUGGCAUUUCUGGACCACUAGAGAUAAAUCCAUCUUCACGUACGUCAAAAACAGACAGUGAGAUAUCAGAGAAUGUAUCAAGUGAUUCUGGUCCUUUAUCCAGUGGUAAUAAAAAGAAGAGAGGUAUAGCCAGUACAUAUAAACCUGCUUAUAGAUCAGGUGGUUAUGCUAUUUUAGUCACAUUACUUGAACAGAGUAAACUAAACCCAAAUUGUACAAUGACUAAAGAACUUUUGAUUGAGAAAGCUCAAAUUCACUGUGAGGAGUCAUUUGUAAGACCUAAAGCUGGGUCAAUGUAUACAGCCUGGUCUAACAUGAGCAGACUUUUGACAAAAGGUUUGGUUACUAAAACUAGGAAAAAGAAUGCUGAAUACUCAUUGACUUCAGAAGGUGAAAGAUUAGCUACAGAGUUAUUAGAUGCUAGUACAAAUAUUCCCACUGUAAAUGAUAUGAUUUUUAAUGAUAUACCUUCAACAAGUAGCAGUAAGAGUCAUACAAGUAACCCAAUCUCCAAUACUGCUCCUAAACAAGGUUCGUCCACAUCACAACAACAGAGUUUUAUAGAUAUGAAACCUGGUGAAUUUGAUAUAAUAUUACUAAUUGAUAAAAAUGAAACUGGAGGACUUAAGAAAAGAAAUGAUCCAACAAUAAUGGAAUUCAAUAAGUAUCCAGACUUGAAACAUGACUAUAGAAGUUUGAAAGUUGGAGACUUUACUUGGAUAGCCAAACAUAAGAAACACCCUGAACAAGAACUGGUUUUACCUUAUGUAGUAGAGAGAAAGAGAAUGGAUGAUCUCGCUGCCAGUAUUAAAGAUGGGAGAUUCCAUGAACAAAAAUUUAGACUUCGUAGAUGCGGACUUAAAAAUGUUAUUUAUUUAGUAGAAAAAUAUGACAAAAAUAAAGGAUUGGGGCUGCCUUUACCAAGUCUGUUACAAGCCUUGACUAAUACAAGAGUCCAGGACGGUUUUAAAGUUCGUUCUACUAAUUCUCUCAAUCAAUCAGUCCGUUUUCUGGCUAUGAUGACCAAAAGAUUGACAAUACGAUAUGGGAAAAUGACACUACGAAAUGGCGGCGAAGAAUGCGAUGAUUCUGAUGACAUGAAAUUUAUAAUUCCUCAAGCUGUAAAACUGAUGACAUUUGAAUAUUUUAACAAAUCAUCAGCUAAGACCAAGCCACUUACAGUCAAGGACACUUUCAUCAAAUUACUUCUGCAAUUAAAAGGAGUUUCGGUAGAAAAAGCCUUGGCGAUAACAAAUAGAUAUCCUACACCACAUUCGUUAAUUGUUGCUUACUAUAAAUGUGAUCAACAGGAAGGAGAGAUACUUCUGGCCAGCUUAAAAUAUGGCGAUCAAACCCGCAAUAUCGGACCUGCUUUAAGUAAAUCCGUUUAUCAUUUAUUUUCAACUUUAAAUCCAAAAUAGGUAGUGUUUUGUGUACAUACAUGGAGCGAUGCGAAUUGAAAUCUGGGCUUGAUAUUGAAGUGCCUGUAACUUGUACUAGACUAUUGAAAUACCUACUGGAAAAGGUGAAAUGAAGUAAUCGGAAAACGUUUGUCAGUUUAUAUUUUUCCUACGUGUUUUGGAUUUAUGCUAUGCAGCGCUGGAAGUCUUAACAAAGGUUUAUAUUAAACAAUUUGCUAAAUAAUGUACAGGUGUUCGGUAAAAUAUUGCUAUGAAAAUUCGUUCAGGAGAAUUUUAGAUUUUAUAUAGUGUUGUAUUUACAGAAUUACCUACACAUAUUUUGUUAUAUCUUGAAAAUUUAAGAUCUUUAUAUAAAUAAGUAGAUAGAUCGUAAAAUGCGAUUGUGUGAAUUUUCUUUUGUUUUUUCUUUUUUAUGAAACGUUGGCCCACACUAGGAUUUUCUCCUGUGCACAUACAAGUUCA